UGUUUGUUGUCGCGCGCGUUUUGCAUCGAGUAUUGCAAUAUUCUGCAGAAAAUGUGAAAUAAAUAAAGAAUUUAAGAAAUUAAUCUAAAUUUGUAUAAAAGUGUUUAAAAACUAUCUCAAACCAUGACGGACCGUCGUAAAGAUAUGUGGAAACUGUUGUACAGUUUAGUAAAUCGCAAUGAAACAGAGCUAAAUGAUGUCUUUGUUUUUGUCGAUGAUAUCUUGUGCAAGGAACCCAGUUUGAUACGAUAUUCGGUGAAGGAGAGCACUAAUCGUUUCCAAGACACUUUCAUUUUAUGGCUGGUCAAUAAAUUGGUAAAGUCUUUAAAAGUGGAAAGUGAUCAGGAUUAUGAAAUUCACGAAAAGAAUUUAAAAGUUCAGCGUAAAUUAUUAAAUUCCUGCCUCAUAAAUCGUGGCGUGCUCUUCGAAACCUUAAUAAAAGCCUACAUUUCAGCCAUUGAACAAUUAUGUGAAGAAUAUUCUAAAGUGGACCUCUCCUGUCAAGAGGAAGUUGAAAGUCAGCUGCUUAAAAUCACAGCAUUCACAUCGUCCGAUGAUUGUUUAAAAGAAAUUGAUCCAAAUUUUAGUUUUCCUCUCAUCGAGGUUGACAUAGAUGAUGUGGACGAUUAUGUGCAGGCCUUAUUACAAGUGUUGCAUCAUGGUCUAUUUGUGGGUUAUACCAAUUACUCGCUAACCUUUGAAGGAUCCUUAAUGACAGUUCUUAAAGCUUUGAAAGAAUGUGAAUUUUCUACAAAACUCUAUUGCUUACAAUAUUUGGGUAGAGUCUUUCAAAAGGUGCCCGUGCUUAACAACAACCUACAGCAUCUGUAUGAACUAAGCCUAAGAGCCUUAACAAUGAUGUGGAAUUAUAUGCCCAUAUGGUUAAAUAAUAAUUGUUUUGCUUUGGAUUCUAUAGAUGAGUUUGUUGAAGAAUCAAGCAGUUUUUUGAAAAUUUUAAAGAAUCUACAACAUCAGGUGGAGCAAAAGGAGAUACUCAUACGUCACUGUUUCCUAUUAAUGGAGUAUAUGUUUGAAAUUCAUCAAUGGCUACGUUAUCGCACCGGUCAAAAUACCCAAAAUUUAUUGGAAGUCUUUAAAACUUCAGUCGAAUUAUUAUUUCAAUUGAUUAAUUCUUCAACUAUUGUCAAGGAUCAGCAAGGAAAGUUUUUCAAUCUUUUUUGGCGUGUUGUAGAGGAUUAUCCCCUUGUUUUGCGUCUCUUGCCCGCUUAUUUGCAUAACAAUAAAGAAAAAACUAAACUUGAUAAAUAUUUUAAGUUUAUUGAAGUAAAAGUAUUGGAAUUUAUAAAAUUGGAAAAGUGGAAUAAAUCACAAUUUGAAGUAGUCCAUGAAUGCUUAAAUAGUUUAAAACUAUGGGAACAUAUUUAUCAGCAUCAACAGCAAUUAAUGGAAGCAAAAAGUGUCUCCACCGUAAACGAGAUAACACUACAAAACAAACUACCGAGUAAUUGUAUAAAAAUAGAAAAAUGGAUCAAACCUUUGGACUUAUGGUGCACAAAACUUAAUCAUUCCAGCCGUGUGUCACCCAAUGAAAUGGAUGAAAUAAUAAUUUCUGCAUUUCUACUACAAUCCAAUAUCAUAGUUACUCAGUUGCCCUCUCAAAUACAAGCUAAAUUAAUAGAAAUUGUUUUAAAACCUAUAAAAAAUUUAAGUCCCAUGAAAAUACUUCAAAAUGAUUCAACCAGUUUGGAGCUUAGUUUGGAAAUGUUAACUUUAAUAAAUAAUUUAAAAAGCGAAAAUGCCAACAGCAAUAUCAAACAAUCUUUAAAGUCUGCAGGCAAACAAAUAUUUUCGUCUAACAAGGAACAAGAUAAUUUGAUAUUAAAAUAUUCUUCCUGUCUAAACAAGCAAUGGAUAACUAUGGAGUAUAUAAUGAAAGAAUUUCUGGUAGCAAAUCUUAAAAAUAAAGAAGUCUAUACCAAUUUGCUAAAGUUAUUAAGCUGUUUCAAUGCUGAAACAAAAGAAAUAAUGGUAAUAAAGAAAUUUCCCUUUUCUGCGAAUAUUUGUGCAGUAAAUUGUACAAAAUUGUUGGAAUCAGAGGUUUUAUGUUUAAAUUGCUUCAAUGCAUCUUUACUGCAAUCUUCACAAAAUUUAAAGGAGUUUUUGGAAAAUAAAAUCAAUGUUCUAUGUGUAAGCAAAAUGGUUUCCUCUACGCUAUCAACUAAUCAAAAAUUACCCGCUGAUAUGAAAUUAUUACUUAUACAACAACUAUUUUUAAACAAAGAACUACAUCUCUUAAACAAUCAUCUUACCUAUUGCAACAUCACAUCAGAUGAAUGCCUUAAAUCUAUAUUUUCACUCACGGAUAUGACCAAAAUCUAUUUGCCUACAGUAUCCUCAGUUUUGGCAAAUUUCAUACGAAUUGAACCCGAUUUCAUUCAUCAACUUUCCGCUGCUGUUUUACAAAAAGUUGUCGAAUCCUUAAAUACCGAUCAAACUUAUCAGCAUCAAAAAAUUAUUUUGGAAAUUAUUGGUUGCUGUACCCAAAGUGGUUUACUUACAGAACAUUGGCUUUUUCAUUUCUUUAAAAUGACUUUCUUUUAUCUGCUGCAUCCUGAGUCGAAGGUAGUACAUGAGGCCAUUUUAACGGGUUGUGAAAUGUGUAGUGCUUAUAAUGUUCAACCCAUUCAGCUGUGGAAUUGGUAUAAACGUGAUGCUUUAAAUUUAAUAGUAAAGCUUAUGAUUUAUGUUUAUCUUACAAAGGGAGUACGAAUGACCAGAUCUCUAAAGGCGUUUACCAAAAUGCUGGGCUUUUCUUGUGUCCAAGAAUUCAUUUGUAAAUACUAUCGUCUAUUAGUAACUAUGAUUUUACCCUAUUGUGUUAAGGCUCCCUUGUGCAAAGGACUCAUUGUCAGUAUAUCGAAAAUAACCCGAAAACCGGUAACCAAUUUAUUUGUGGUUUCCUUUCUUCGCAUUUACACACACAUUUAUUUAACUGAAGACGCAGAGAUUGGUAAUGCCUGUAUUGAGUUUAUAGGCAAAUGUACUGGGGCCAGUUUAAGCAAGCUAAUGAAUACUGAUGUAAAGCAAACAGUUUCGGAAUUUCUGGUUUACUUUAAUCGCAGUCCCACCUUUGUUAUGCAAGCUUUUCAAUGUCUACUACCCAAUGAGGUAGGCGCCAGCACAUCAAUGGCUAUGAAGAAAUCUGUUAAAAGUCCCACCCAUGAAUUUGCCAGUUUUAUUACUGAUCGUUUUCUGGGUGUUAUAACUUAUUUCCAAACUUGUUUGGCCGAACCAAACUUUGAAAAACCUUUAAAAGAAGAAACUCUUUAUAGUCUGGGACAAAUCAUGCGUUUAAUUGGUUCUAGCAAUGUCACGCAAUUUCGUUUCAAAAUUAUAGCCAUGUUAAGUUUUGUUCUCACGCUUAAUGAUCGUAAUUUACAAAACAUUUGUUUGAAAAUUUGGAAUAUUUUCUUGCAUAUUGUUAAUACUCAAGAACUGGGUCCUUCACUAAGUCGUAUAGUGGCUUCAUUGCAGCCUUUAAUGUCUACAAAUGCCCAGGAGGUUAAUGAUAUCUAUGAUUAUCUAAUAAUGAAAAACGAUAGUCUAUUGGGUGUUUAUAUACCAGAUCUGUAUUUCUUGGAAGACAUGCCAGAAGUCAAGCCAAAUAUAAGGCAAUAUGUAGCACGCCAAACUGAGAUUUUAAAUAUAGAACGUAAUGGUGUGGCUGACAAAUUGGGUUUCCUCUAUAAACAAGUAUGCAAUGAAAAUCUUCAGGUGCGUAUUUAUGGCUUAAAUUACAUGAGAUCCUUCAUAGCCAAAUAUCGCAGUGAAAUAAAUAAUAUGAUAUUGGAUACGGUACCAGUAGACCCCCUAAUCGAACAAAUUGUAGAUGAACUUAUGAAAGGCUGUAGGCAUGAUGAUCGUAAUAUGAAUUUGGCUUCAGCUAAAUGUUUAGGCGAAUUGGGUGCCAUAGAUCCCAGUUAUAUGUCUGCAAAUUUUUCCUUUAUGAAUUCGGCUGAAAUCUCUUUAAGUAUACAUACCGAUGAUUUUGCCAUAAUGGCUUUAAUGGAACUGUGUAAGGCGUAUCAGUUUCAAAAGGAUACAAAAUAUGUAGACAACUUUUCAUUGGCUAUACAAGAAACCCUAUCGGUGUUUGGUGUGUCACCUAAAGAAAAUAAAAAACUAAAUGUUUGGGAUGCUCUGCCUACUAGAAUGCAACAAGUAAUGGAACCAUUACUCAAUUCCUGUUAUACCGGCUCGAGAAGAGAAAGUAAAUUAACUGAACAUCCCUUGUUUGAAAGUAGUCUUUGUCGCAGCUAUGAGGACUGGUCAUUUGCUUGGGCUUGUCGUCUAAUAGAAAUGGUACAAUCAGAUGAAACAAAACAUUUAUUAAAUUCCUACAAACCCAGCAUUAAAAGAGACACCAAUAUGUUGGGCAUAUUUUUCCCCUACAUACUGCUACACGCCCUCCAAGAAUGUCCUCAAGACAAAGUACAACAAAUCUAUGAAGAAUUUAUGGCCGUUUUCAACUUUUGUAGUCGUGAUCAUUCCACUCAACAAGAAAUGGAAGUUUCCGGCUAUAGAGAAUUUAAAUCUUCUAAAUAUGCUGCCGACAAAAUGCCCUCGGAAUCUAGCAAUUCAGAACAAUUUGAAACUUCCGAAACUUUAACUCAAACGUGCACAAAACUCUGUUCAGAGCAAGUGGAUUUCUUGCAAAGAUGGUGUAGAGAAUGGCAAAAAGUCAAUAUGGUGGGUGGUAAACUCACCCAAACCGAUAAUCGUUUUAAGAAUAUUUAUGAUUUUCUUAAGAAAUUCAAUAAAGCUUUAAUAUCAAAAGCCAACUACAAUUCGGGUGAAUAUGCCAGAGCUUUAAUGUAUUUAGAGGAAUAUAUUGAAGAACAACCCUCGGUACGAUUGCAAGAACAAUUAUCAUUUCUUAUUGAAAUACAUGGUAAAUUAAUGGAUUCGGACUCGGUGGAGGGAGCUGUUUAUAUGAAGAAAUCUAAUUUAUCUUUGGAAGAAGAGAUAUUAGUUAAUCGUUUGAUUGAUAAACCCGAAGAGACUAUAACCUGUUAUGAGCAAUUGUUGUCAAAAGAUGAUCAUCAAAUAAAUCAGGAUCAUAUUAAAGGAAUGAUUGAUUGCUAUCUGCGUAUGGAUAAUCCUGAAACCGCCCUACUUAUCACCGAUGGCCUUUGGCAAAAACUGGCCGAUCAAUAUACCGAUGAUUACUUCAAAGAAUGUAAAUCCGAAUUGUUGUGGCGUUUAGGCCGUUACGAUGAACUACAAGAGUUAUUAGAGGAUUCUGUGGUUAAGCGUAAAACUACCAAUUGGAAUAUACAAUGUGCUGAAUCCUUUUUACUUUUCCGUCAACCAAACGAUAAACAACUGCAGACAUUUGAAAAUUUCCUAGAACAACUGGAUGUUAUACGUUCCAAUGUCGUUAGCUCUAUGAGAUCAUGUUCUGUGGUAACAGGCAAUUCUUAUACACAUUCCUAUGAUGAAGUCAUACGUUUACAUUUGUUAAAUGAAUUGGAAAAUAAUAAACAAUUAAUCAAUGAAAUAACAAAAUAUACAACCGUUAAUAAUACGGAUAGACAAGAUGCUAAGAAUACUGAGCUAUGCCUUAAAGAAGUGCAAGAAUUCUUUAACAAUUGGGAUGCUCGUUUGGAAGUGUUACAGCCUAUAGCUCGUGUUUUAGAGCCAGUAUUUUGUUUCCGUCGCAAUUUGCUUCUGGAAACGCAAAGAAUUAUGCAACAAGAUUUGUCUUGUGCCAAUAAUCUCAUACAAAAAGUUAAUGAUAAAAUUAAUGAUUAUUUGGUGAAAUUAUGGUUGCGUACCAUACACAUGAAUCGUGAGGCUGGCUGCUUGCAGCAAGCUCAGAUUUCCAUAAUGAAAGCAGAACAAUAUCAACCGGUUACCCUAUUUUUGGAAAAAGCCAAACUUCUGUGGCAGAAAGGCAAUCAAAGUAAUUGCUUUAAGUUGUUGGAGGAAAACAUUAAGGUACUUGAAAAUAAAUGUGAAGGUGAUAUACGUAAACUGGACACCGCCAGUCGUCAUCUUUAUGCGGAAACGAAAUUUCUACAAGCUUCCUACAAUGCCGAAUCCAUGAAUAUUUGCUCUGAAUUGAAUUUACGUUACUUUAAAGAAGCUGUUGCCGGCAACCGUACCAGUGAGAAAUAUUUGGUGCAUUAUUCUCAAUAUAUGGAAAAAAUUUAUGACUCUUUUACCCGAGAACAAAAGGAAUCGGAAAAUGGCUGUCGUCUGCUAUUGGAUAUAAUGCUACACUAUGCUAAAUCCUUAAAAUAUGGCUAUGCCAAUGUGUAUCAGUCUUUGCCUCGUUUGCUUAGUAUAUGGCUAGAUUUCACUUCACAAUUGGUAUCAAUGACCGACUCCAAUCAAACUUCAGACUCUAGUCAAGCCGUUAAGAUAAGUUUAUUCCAAGAGUUGGCCAAGAAAAUGAAUGAUAUGAUAAAUAAUUGUGUUAACAUGUUGCCCACUAGUAUAUUUUAUACCGCCUUUUCACAAUUACUCUCACGCAUUUGUCAUCCUUCACCAGAUGUUUUUAAUAAUUUAAGAAACAUUUUCAUUAAACUUAUCGAACAUUUCCCACAACAAUCAUUAUGGAUGUUAUUGCCCAUAUUUAAGUCCUGUCACAAUUCACGCAUUAAACGUUGCCGUCUCAUCUUUACCGAUGCUCGUCUCAAUAAACCCGCCUUCCAAAAGCUACUCAACGAUUUUAAUAUGUUGGCUGAACGUUUAAUUGAACUCACCGACAAAGAAGUUACCUUUGAUCGUACUUAUGAAUUGAGUGGUUUAGUACGUCAACUUCCUAGACUUUUUGAGGAUAGUAAUUUUUCAAAAAUAAUGUUGCCCUUCGAAAAAUUUAUGCAACCUUCAUUUCCCAUAACUUCAACAGCAGAGUCUCUAAAUUUAAAUACGUCUAUAUCACCGGAUACCACAGUUAACGCUUCUUCAGUGCCCAGUAAUCCUUUUCCCAGUUGCUGUGUUUAUUUGUGUGGCAUAAGCGAAGAGGUGGUAGUUUUAAGAUCUGCUGCUAAACCUAAGAAAAUCACCAUUGAAUGUAGUGAUGGUAUCUCGUACAAUGUUAUGGUCAAGCCCAAAGAUGAUCUGCGCAAAGAUUUCCGUUUAAUGGAAUUUAAUGGUUUGGUUAAGCGGUUUCUUCAUCAGGAUUCAAAGGCUCGUCAUCGUCGCUUACGCAUACGCACCUACGCUGCCAUACCCUUCAAUGAAGAAUGUGGUCUGGUUGAAUGGUUACCCAAUCUUAAUUCCUUUAGAGGCAUCUGUGUUUCCAUGUAUCGUAUGCGUGGUUUGGGCAUACCAGAUCGAGCACUACGACAAUGUGCUCUACCAAAAACAGAUCCCAUGGAAAAGAAAAGAGCCAUGUUCACAAACGUCUUACUGACACGUCAUCCACCCAUCUUUCAUGAAUGGUUUAAACAACGCUUUCCCUCGCCUCACAGUUGGUAUCAAGCUAGAAGUUCUUAUGUUAAAACUAUAGCGGUAAUGUCAAUGGUCGGUUAUAUAUUGGGUUUGGGUGAUCGUCAUGGUGAAAACAUACUCUUCGACGAAACGAAUGGUGAUGCAGUACAUGUUGACUUUAAUUGCCUCUUCAAUCAAGGUGAAUCAUUUGCUUAUCCAGAAAUUGUACCUUUUCGUUUAACGCGCAAUAUGGUAUUCGCUAUGGGACCUUUGGGUGUGGAAGGUCUAUUUCGUAAAUGUUGUGAAAUCACUUUACGUUUGUUAAAGGAUGAGUCGAAAACCUUAAUGUCUGUACUUCGACCAUUUGUUUACGACUUGGGUGCUAUAAAUCGUUUGAAGGGAAAAACACAUUCAGGUUUGGAAAUAACCGAUCCUAAAGCCAUUACAGAUGUUAAACGUAUAGAAGAAAGGUUACAGGGUUACGUCAAACGUACUCUGGGUAAUAGUAUGCCUUUGUCUACCGAAGGCCAAGUUAAUUUCCUUAUAAACGAAGCUACAGAUAUUGAUAAUCUAGCUUCCAUGUAUAUAGGCUGGGGUUCCUAUAUAUAACGGCUGUGUCCACAAACUUUGUUAUAAAUAAAUAUGAAAACUCAUUUGUUACUUUAAA
Molecule: messenger RNA, 8068 nt
Organism: Lucilia sericata (common green bottle fly)
Lineage: Eukaryota; Metazoa; Arthropoda; Insecta; Diptera; Calliphoridae
Gene: mei-41
Product: serine/threonine-protein kinase ATR
Exons: 7
Coding region: 124-8010 (2628 amino acids)
Biological process (GO): telomere maintenance; protein phosphorylation; DNA damage checkpoint signaling
Cellular component (GO): nucleus
Molecular function (GO): protein binding; protein serine/threonine kinase activity
Source: RefSeq, a predicted model, not a curated record